AUGGGGAGAAUUAAGAAGGUCGCCGGGCAAAAGCAUGAGGCCACUCUUUCUCCGUACCUUGCGGAUUUUGUAGGCCGUGCAACAACUGUCCCCGUUCCCGAGCUUCCUUCUCACCUUCGCACAUUUUCUCGCGUCUGGCCAUUUCCCAGAGGUGACCUGUAUCACUGGAUCAAUGUCUUGAAUCGCUUUGACGAAAUUCUGGCCUCUGCCAUUGAUAGAUACGGCCUCGGAACCGGCCCUCAGACAACGCCCUUCAGCCGACAAUUUAUCACGCAUUGCUACACCAGUGAAGACCCCAACCUAGGCUCGCGGGAUAUCGAGACUAAGCUUACCGCUCUGGAGUAUGGUCCGGAGGGAGAUAGGGAGCUACUGGAAGCCGUGCUUGACUUCUCUAGACUUCUUCUUGAGAAAUGUGGCAAUCGCAGCUUGUACAAUAGCAGUGAACGACUGGGCGAGUUACUCAACACCACGUCGUUGACCCUUCUACAAUCCACGCUUCGUUUAUCACUUUCUUUGGCACAAAGGUACCACUCACGCCAUCGCGGCGGCUCCCACCUUCAACAGAGCUUGUUGGCAACACAUUACAACAUCGACCUUGAAAAAUUGCAAAAAAUCGCAGCUCCUUUCGCUCGUCCGUCUGUUAAUGGUCGACCAGCAUCCUCGCCACAAGGCGUCAAAGCUAAGGAGAAGGUGCCUCAGACCAAGCAAAACGCCAAUGAACUUACAUCACUUACGCGAGAGGGCGAUGGCUGGGAGGAAUGGGGCCAUGUGCAUCUUCUUUAUUAUCCAUCGGGUCCUGCUGAGCAAGUGAAAUCGGGCACGGAGAGCGGGACCGCUAGCUCUCUUAUCGUGCACGCUCCUUCUAGUCCUACUCCCUUCCAUCGGAGCCAUACGAUUUCCACUCCACGAGCGGGUCGUAUUCCUUCGACAGAGAACUCGCCCGCUUCUGUUGCUAACACACCUGCCGGCAAACAGGAGGAACCGUUACCGGGUGGAAAAACCCUGGAUAUCCCGGACACUACAAUUUCGGCAUCGUCAACUGAAGAGAUCAUUUCCCUAUAUGCCAAAGAAGUGCCGGAUGAUUCUAAAUAUGAAUUGUUAAAUAAAAUCCGCGCGGCAAAGGGGUUGAGCGGUUCUCAGUCUACUAGAGAACGGAUACUUGCCAUAAGGAUUCUCGCUAUCACAAACCUUGCGUACAUUUAUCCAGAACCACUUUUCCAACAGAAGAUUCUUCAAUUCGACUUGGAGCACCCGAAGCGUCUUCAACUCGCAUACCAAUUAGGAGAGCUGGUUCAUCUCGGAGCCAGUGGCGAUCUUCCGGUUUCGAGGACAGUCCAAACAUUUUCCAUACAGGCUCUUGAUGCGCUAGCAAAGCAUAAAGCACGGGCGAUUGACGUCUGUGGUGCCUUGAGUGUCAACGUGAAUCAUGGUGUUUUGAUGUUCCUCACCCGAAAAGCUGUCAAUGAACUGAGUGUGGAGGGCGACGAAAAUGACGACAGCGGCCAAGACGAAUGGCGGGAUGCCCUACUCGCUUUACUGCGUACUCUUCCUGGGUCGAGCACUAGAACUCCUGAGACACUUGUAGCAGCUGGAUUGAUCCCUAUGUUUGUGGAUGUCCUGAAUCUUCGCACCCACAAAGCUCGCCGUGUUUAUUCCCGUGUCAUGGAGUUUCUCGACAGUUUCGUGCUUGCGGUGCGCGAUGCAUUUGGAAUACUGACCAACGCUAAGGGGUUUGAUGCGCUUUCAGACUUGAUUGAUUAUGAGACUAAGACGUCAUUCGAGAAUGUAUCUCGGGGCGCGGGAAUCCCAGACUAUUAUAAAACAUCGUCAAUCGAUUAUCAAAUUCCGUAUUUCCAACAACAGACCCUCCGUUGGUUGUUCCGGUUCGUCAAUCAUAUAAUGCAGCACAAUGGGGGUGGAUUUGACCGAGUACUUCGGAAUUUGAUUGACUCCCCCCAACUGCUGACUUCCCUGCGCCUCGUCAUCGAGAAUGCACCCAUAUUUGGCUCCCAUGUGUGGAGUAACGCCGUGAAUAUCCUCAGCAGCUUUAUCCAUAAUGAGCCCACUAGUUAUCAAGUUAUUGCGGAAGCGGGACUGAGCAAGAGCUUUCUAGAGGCCAUUACUCUCUCAAAAGUUAAGGCUUCGGAAACCGCAGUCGAAGGUGCUAGCGAGUCGCCCUCUGCGGCUGAAACAGAAGGAGAGCCGACAAGUGCGCCAAACCUGACCACUGAUCCCUCAAGUGGUCAGGGACAGAAACCAAGGGACUACACUACCGCCCGGCCAAAGGAUGCUCGUUUAGCCCCUGGUAUCAUGCCUGCCACUGAGGCUCUCUCAUGCAUUCCUUCAGCAUUUGGGGCAAUUUGCUUAAACGCCUCUGGUUUGGAAUUGUUUCAAUCGUCUCACGCCUUGGAAAGCUUCUUUGAGAUAUUUGAAAAUCCUGCACAUGUGAAAUGUCUCAUCAAAGACGAUACAAACCUAGUCCGAUCUUUGGGUAGUACUUUCGAUGAGUUAGUUCGUCAUCAUCCGGCUCUGAAGUCGUCAAUCAUGACCGCGGUCAUGGUGAUGGUAGCGCGCGUUGGAUUCCUCUGUAGAACCAAGGCUUGGUCGUACGGCAUGGGUGCAAAGCUAUGGAAACAAGACUCUCAGGGGAAGCCGAUACUGUCAGGUGAACCCUGGCAGUUACUUAAAGCAGUUGGUCUCGAUGCUUCUGGGCAUGACGCCUCUGGUGGCGAUGAUAUUUACGGUGUUCCCACAAUUAAUGCAGACGCGACACUCCCCAAUGGAGGAAGAUUAAGUGUCGGAGAUGUGACCGAACUUCUUCCGCCAUUGUCCGCACAACUUGAGCCUAAGGACGAGGAUAAGGAUGAACUGACAACUACUGACUACUUAUUCGCCGUCUUGCGGUUCCUCGGGGCGUUUUUCGAAAACCAGUCGAACUGCACUUACUUCAUUGAGUCUGGUGGAGUUGAAUUCAUCCUGGAUCUUGCUACCUUGCAGAGUCUUCCGUUUGAUUUUCACAACACCGAAGCGAAUCAAGAACUCACAGUGUUGGUCCAUAUGCUCGUUGAAACCAAGCCUCAUCUUGUGAUGCCAUCGCUUCUCUGUCGAACUGAGCGGAUAGUUGAUAUGCUGGCCGACUUCUGGAGGUCAUCCGAAGAGCAAGGAUUUUUCUCACCCCUAGUUCAACUAGAAAAGGAAGGACAACUGAAGACGGCUAUUUCGGUCGACGAAUCUUCCGUUGCCUCAAGCGAUAAUGGAACAUUUUUCGCCAAGCACAUGGUAUCUGCACUUAUACUUGUGGAUCUCCUUCGUGAAGCAUUCUCUGCGCCCCUAUAUCAGUCGAGGCCAAGUCAACAAACUUCUGUCUUUGCUCAAGUUAACCUAGCCGACCGGUAUUGUGCCCUUGUGAAAAAGCUCGGCAGCCUGCACGCCGCCUGCGUUUGGGAAGAGAUUUUACUUGAGAAAAACAUUCCAGAUACUUGGGACCAGGCAACAAAAGUCCAGCAACCACCAUCCGACAGACCGGUCGAUGGUUCAGGAGUUUUGCCGGGAGGCGUUUCCAAUAUCUUUUCGCCCGAGGCUCGUCAAGGCGGGCCAACUGGAAACAACUCUCCCAACCCUCAAACCCCUCAACAGCCCAAUGACACCGCUGCAAAACCCACUGAGGGCGGCGUGGCGUUCAAGAAUGUGCAGGCGCUUCGAUAUCUUUUAAGUUCUCUGCCUUCUUCAAUAACAGGAUAUCUCCAUAAUAUGGGGCUCUGUCUCAUUGGGAAGAGGAGGAUUGAUGCGUAUCAGAAACAGAACGCUAUCAUGGUGGCCGAUGUUAUCGCAGGAGCUGUACUUGAACAAUUGCAGUUCAAACCCGCUAAUUCUAGUGGCAACCCCAAGCUCCGAUUCGCAUAUCUCAUUGUCAUUCUAUCAUCGUUCUCUCAUCUGUUAUUCGAGGCUGCACCAGACCGUCACCAUUCUCAUUAUCUUACGCUCGUCUUAUUCGCGUUCAAGAGAAAUAACGGACUGAAGGUUCUAAAGGACGUUUGCGACCUCUUCGUCAAUGAAGUCAAGGCACUUACACCUCGUACAUCUGUACCCGACCCCGAAAAUGAUUUGUCUGCGAGGUUGACGUCCGCUUUCGGCGGAAUCAAAAUGAUUUUGGGCUUUUUCGCCGAGCUUUCUUCCGGAAAGAGCAUUGUGGACUCGAGUCAGACACAGGCCAUGGCAAGUAAUGACCGCGACCGAGGUCGGCCUGAUUACUUCCAAGCUGGUCAGUUCUUGGUGGAUCUUCGAAUGGAGAUUCUACCUAUAGCACGCGAUAUGUGGAACUCAGACUUUGCGACCCAAUCUACAAGCUCUGUCGUCAAAUGCCUGGUUGAUAUUCUACGAUCUUCCCUUGAUGGUGAAUACGAGACUUCAGCUGCUCGACAAUCUGACGCAAAACCAGCAUUGGUAGAUGUGCAAAGAAAAGGAGUCACAAUAAACAAAGAUCGGGCCAAUAAUUUGCAGGAAAAAGGGUUCGACAGUCGUUUAGUUCAAGAAGCACUAUAUCGUUGCAACAACUCCGCUUCUGCAGCCGAAGAAUAUUGCAGAGCACGAAGCUACCUCCGAGCUCCUGACCUCAUUCCGCCAGAACCCAGUGAUAUCGAAGCAGUUCGUUCAGCUGGCGAAGGACCCGAGGACUCAGCUGGGAUAGAACCGCCGUCGUUCGACACUGGAUCACUUUUUGAUCGGCAAUCACUUUCCAUGUUCCUGGCACAGGCACAAGGACGGCCUGCGGACGAUGGUAGCCUCCAGGAUACAACUCCAGGCAUGCCUGAAGAGAUCACAAGAGCUUUGACUCAUAUCCUGAGCCAAGGAUCUGGCGAUGGUGACCGGGAUGCUACCCCGGCCAACAAUCAAGCGGAGCCUAGUAACGCUCGUGCAAGCAACUCUGCUGACCCAUCUGAACAAAGCCCAGACCAACAAAAUACAAGGCGACGCGAAUUGACCACUGUUGAGGACCUAGAUACUGAAAGGGAGAAGGUCCGGUCAAAUCUGAUUGAGCGAUGCCUAGAUGUAUUGAACGAGCACUAUGACGUAUCUUUCGAAUUGUCUGAUCUGAUCGCUUCCGCCAUCAAGAAACAUCGCGACCCAGAAAGUUUCAGAAGAGAAAUUGGCGAACUUCUUGUUCAAUCCUUGGUUUCUUUGCAAAUGGAGGACUUCCAAGAAUCUGGUAAGAAGGUCGCGGCCUAUGCUCACCUUCUGGCAUUGGUGGUUCAGGACAGGGAUAUGUACAACGCUACCUUGACCGAACUAAAAGAGUGUUUCACCACAUUCCUUCAAUUCAUCGCGCUGCCAUCGGAGAAAACGCGAGGCGAAUCGUUCCCCUGGGUUGGACAUGUAUUGCUUGUCCUGGAAAAGCUACUGUCUGACGAUGCUCAACCUCCUCAGAUUCGCUGGACUUUGCCUGAUAACACCGACCCCAGCCCAACUGAUGAGGGCUCAGCCCAAUUGGAGGAGCCCCUUGUAUCCGGAGACGAGAAGAUGCAAUUAUUUGAAGUUUUAGUCGAGAUUCUUCCUAGAAUAGGGGGGGACGAUACUUUGGCACUCUCGGUUUGCCGGAUACUGGCUAUUCUCACUCGAAACCAUAAUAUUGCUGUCCGACUAGGCGAGAAACAGAAUUUGCAGCGCUUGUUUGUCAUGGUCAAACAGCUGACAAGCUCCACAAACGAGAAACUUCAAGGUGCCUUUAUGCUUAUUCUGAGGCAUAUCAUCGAGGACGAUGAUACGAUUCGGCAAAUUAUGCGAAGUGAAAUUGUUGCUAAUUUCGAGUCAAAAUCGACGCGGCCAAUUGAUACCACUGGUUACGUUAGACAAAUGUAUCAUCUAGUGCUCAGGUCACCGGAAAUAUUUGUCGAAAUAUCAAACGAGAAGCUCAAACUACAGCGUUACGAUACUCGGCAACGUCCUCAAAUUUUGACGCUGAAGGCCGACAAAAAGACCGGAGCGGAUGCUAAAUCAGAUCAAGAUUCAGAAGGCCCACAAGAUGCUGGAGAGAAAAAGCCUGACACUGUCCAAGGCGAGAAGGAGAAGGGAAAGACCGUGGAAUUGAAAACCCCUGUUGUGGAGAAACCGGAUGGAGUUAUUCAUUAUCUCCUUUCUGAGCUCCUGUCGUAUAAGGAUGUCGACGACCAGGAAUCGCCACCCAGCCUCAAGCAAGAAACUUCCGCACCUGAGCAAUCGGAAGCACAGACUGACGUGGAAAUGUCGACCGAUGAACCUGCCCCUUCUGUCUCGAGCACCGAACCUCAGGGCUCGCGAAAUCCCAAGAAGUCAGAGAAGCCGGCAUUCCAAGCGGACGAUCAUCCAAUCUACAUUUAUCGGUGCUUUUUGCUUCAAUGUUUGACAGAAUUGCUUUCGUCAUACAAUCAGACCAAAGUCGAAUUUAUCAACUUCUCUCGCAAAGCGGACCCAUUAGCGACGACUCCGUCAAAGCCUCGCUCUGGUAUUUUGAAUUAUCUUCUGAACGCUCUUGUGCCUAUUGGCACUAUGGAUCAUGAUGAAUCUGUUGCCUUUAAAAAACGCAGUAACACAUCUGCUUGGACGAUGCGUGUCCUGGUCGCAUUAUGCACAAAAACGGGAGAAUUUGGUGGUAAUGGAAGGCGACGAAAUGAUCAGAGUCUCAAAGAAGAUGACGAGCCUGACCUGGCAUUUGUGCGAAGAUUUGUCCUAGAACACGCUCUUAAAGCGUACAAAGAGGCGAAUUCUUCGAACGAAGCUUUGGACGUCAAGUAUUCUCGACUCAUGUCUCUUGCGGAUUUGUUCGACAAAAUGCUCAGCGGUUACGCUUUUGUCUCAGGUGACACUGCUUUCCCGUCUUCCACAAAACAGCUUGCCAAAACCAUGUUUGAAAAGCACUUCAUCGCCGCUCUUACUGCGUCCGUGGCUGAGAUUGACUUGAAUUUCCCGUCAUCCAAGCGAGUUAUCAAGUAUAUUCUUCGCCCUCUCAAUAAACUUACUCAGACCGCUGUGAUACUUAGCGAAAACUCAGAUAUAUCCACCAUUGGAGGCUCAGAAGAUGACGAAAUUUCUUCUGCCACUUCUGUUUCCGAUAUGGACGAUGAACGUGAGGAAACUCCCGAUCUUUUCCGCCACUCUACCUUGGGUAUGUUGGAGCCUCGCCAUGAAGAAGAAACUAGUUCCGAGGAGUCUGAAGAAGAAGAGGAUGACGAAAUGUAUGACGAUGAAUACGGAGAAGAAAUGGACUAUGAGGAAGACAUUGGAGAGGACGAUGGCGAGGUGAUCAGCGAUGAGGAGGACGAUAUUGAAGGCGUUGGGCCCAUUGAAGGUCUCCCCGGCGACUCUGGAAUGGACAUCGAGGUUGUUAUAGAUGACGAGGACGAUGACGACGAUGAAGACGACGAUGACCAUGAUGAGGGUGAUCAUUCCGAAAUGGACGAUGAGAUCCUUGCUGGCGAGAUCACCGGAGAUAGAGAUAACGAGAGCUUUGAUGAAGGUGAUGAGGAUGAAUGGGAAAGCGAAGAGAUGUCUGAUGAUGAUGACGAAGCUGAUAUCAUGAAUCAGCUCGAGGACGAAUUCGCGGACAUUAGGCAGGCGGAUCAAGGUCCUGAGGGGCAGCGCCUUGAUGACAUCUUCCGUGCCUUGAACGAAGCUGCAGGUGGCGUCGAAGACCUCCAAGCGGAUAGCCUGGGAGACUUGCAUGAUGACAUGGUCGAUGACGACUUGAACGAAGAUGAUGAAGACGAAGAGAUUGAUGAGCUGGAGGAGGAGCUUGAGGACGCUGACGAAGACCAAGGCUCUUACCAUGGAUUUGACGAUGAUGAAGACCUCGUCGAUCCCUGGGGCUGGGAUGGUGACGAGCCACCAUUACCUCGUAGCCAUCACCACCGCCGCUUCCGUGGCAAUAACCCAGCGUGGGCUGCAGUUACGGGUAUAAUGCCCAGCCGCCAUGGCAUUGUUCCCAUCCCAUCGUACCGUUUACAGCGGUCCCAAGCCCCGCCCCGUGGAAACGAUGAUGGAACAAAUCCUCUUCUAGUUCGAACUGAUCGCGGUCCAGAAGCGGCAGGACAACGCCGUGGGGCUACUAACGAAGCCUUUACAGAUUGGGUGCAUGGCAUGGAACCAGUAUCGACAGGGCGCUUGCUUCCUAUGGACAGUCCUGUUAGUUUCAUGAAUGCCAUAAUGCAAGCCAUGGGUCAAAACAGUGGCCCUGGAUUCGGGAUCAUCCAUCGUCCUGAUGGCAUUCAUGUUCAUGUUGACAGGCACGCUAUUCUACCGAGUCGCAUUCAAGAUAUCUUCGGUCUGGGUAGACCUCAAGCACCACCCGCACGGACUCGAGAUGACCCUUCUCAGGCAGUUAGUUUUGCUUUGGCAACAACUAGAAGUCGAUGGCAAGAGGAAGCUCGCAUCCUAUUCAGUAGCACUUACCCUGAAAAGACUCAACGCGUUGUCAACUCACUCUUGAAAAUUCUCGUGCCUCCAGCUCUCGAGGAGCAAAAACAACGGGAGAAGGAAAUGGAAGAAGAAGCUAAACGAAGAGAGGAAGAACGCGCUGAACGCGAACGCGUCGCUAAGGAAGAGGAAGAAAAAGAGCGCAAGCGAAAGGAGGAGGAAGAAACUGCCCGCCAGCAACAGGAAAGGGAACAGCAAGCAGCCGAACGAGAGGCGUCGGGCACCGCCCCAGAAGCUAUGGACGACGUUCAGCAAACCGAGGCUACCCCCGAGGCUACCCCCGAGGUCAGCACCACAGUGCAACCUGCCCAACCUGAACCAGGCCCAGCCGAACCAGCUCGCCGUGUUCAUACAACUAUAAGAGGUCGCCAGGUUGAUAUUACGGGGAUGGAAAUUGACCCGGAAUAUCUUGAGGCUUUGCCUGAGGAUCUGCGGGAGGAAGUGAUUAUGCAACAACUAGCGGAGCAGCGCUCUCAGGCAGCCGCUGCUGGCGAAGAGCCAAGUGAAAUCAAUCCCGAAUUCCUUGAGGCAUUGCCUCCUGAGAUUCGUGAAGAGCUACUCCAGCAGGAAGCAGCUGACCGUCGACGUCGCGAGCGUGAAAACGCUCGUAGGCAAGCAGGAGCUGGCCCCGCUGCCGCUGCCCCCGUCCAUGCGGAGGAGAUGGAUCCAGCCAGCUUUCUGGCCACACUUGACCCGUCGUUACGUGAAGCUGUUCUCGCGGACCAGCCUGAAGAGAUCCUCGCGACUCUUGGACCUGAAUAUGUUACAGAAGCGCGAGCUGUUUCAGGAGCGAGAGGGCGACUGGCACAAUUUAGCGAUAUUCCCCGAAUGGAUCACCGCCACCACAGGACAGAACAAGUUGAUGAUCAAGAGCCCAAGAAACAGCAACGCCGCCAGAUAGUGCAAAUGCUGGACAAGGCCGGUGUUGCUACAUUGCUUCGCUUGAUGUUCAUGCCUCUGCAAGGCAAUGCGCGCCACCAACUAAAUGACAUCCUCCAUAAUGUCUGUGAGAACCGCCAGAACAGAAUCGAAGUUAUCAGUCUUCUGCUUUCCGUUUUACAGGAUGGAAGCACCGACGUCUCUGCUAUCGAACGUAGUUUUGCCCAACUUUCCCUACGUGCCAAAUCUCCCGCCAUCCAGAAAACUCCCCAGUCCGUCAAGCGAAGCCUCGGGCUCCAGUCCUCCAAUGUCAGUAACGACGUCACUCCCAUAAUGGUCGUCCAGCAAUGCUUAGGGACACUUUCAUUUUUGUCUCAAUACAACCCCCACAUUGCGUGGUUCUUCCUCACAGAGCACGACCCCGCCUCUGCCCUAAAGUUGAAGGCAUUCCGCAAAGGCAAGGGGAAGGAGAACAAAGCUAACAAAUUUGCACUCAACGCUUUACUUUCGCUUCUGGAUCGGAAACUGAUUCUGGAAAGCCCCAACUGUAUGGAGCAACUUUCAAGUCUAUUGGCAAGCAUUACUCAACCCCUUACUUUACUCCUUCGCCGCGAGAAAGAAAAACAAGUGGAGGAAGAAAAGACUAAACAGCCCGAGUCUACCGAAUUUGAGCAGUCUGCGGAGCGUCAAGAGGGAACAGGCCCUAACGAGACCUCAGAAACCGCGAACGUUGUGGCAGACACAAAUAUGACCGAUGCCCCUGCUGCUGAAGGCGGAAACUCGGAAGGCGUCACGGCACCAACGCAGACCCAAAAUGAAACUUCCACAGAUGUCAAGACAGAAACUAAAAAGGGUGAAGACGAGAAACAUAAGAGAAGAACUAUCGAGCCCCCAAUUAUUCCAGAGUUCAAUUUGAAGCUGGUGGUUCAUGUCCUCGCGGCUCGAGAAUGUAAUGGAAAGAUUUUCCGAGAUGCUCUUUCCACCAUCAACAAUCUUUCCGCCGUUCCUGGCGCUCGAGACACCAUCGGGAACGAGCUUGUCAGCCAGGCACAAACUCUGAGCACCACUAUCCUACUCGACCUGGAUGAGCUGAUAUCCCACGUUCAUGAAGCCCAAAAUGGAACGGAUAUGCAAGGUCUAGCACUCGCGAAAUUCUCCCCAGCCAGCUCUGAUCAAGCUAAGCUACUUCGUGUUCUGACGGCGCUUGAUUAUCUAUUUGAUCCCAACCGCGCGGAAAAGUCCAAAGGAAAUGAGCUUGAGGGCCCAGCUAGAGAUGUCCUCCAGACGUUAUACGAGAGUUCAACGUUUGGGCCGUUAUGGACCAGGCUUAGUGAAUGUUUGACCCUUAUCCGUAAGAAGGAGAACAUGAUGAAUGUGGCAACAAUCCUUCUGCCUCUGGUCGAAGCUUUGAUGGUUGUUUGCAAAAAUACUACGCUCAAAGAUACUUCUCUUGCCCGCAACAGCCGGGAACUGUCUGUGUCAAGCGGUUCGGGUGAUUCAAACGUGAGCAUGGAGAGCUUAUUCUUCAAAUUCACUGAGGAACACCGUAAGAUUCUCAACGAAUUAGUCCGACAGAACCCACGAUUGAUGAGUGGCACAUUCUCUCUACUGGUCAAAAACCCUAAAGUACUAGAGUUUGACAACAAGCGCAACUACUUCACCCGCAGGGUACAUUCACGGGGUGCUGAACCUCGCCAUCCUCACCCGCCUCUUCAGCUUGCUGUGCGGAGAGACCAGGUCUUCUUGGACUCGUUCAGAUCUCUGUAUUUCAAGUCUGCGGAUGAGCUCAAACACGGCAAAUUGAAUGUGCGUUUCCAUGGUGAAGAGGGUGUCGAUGCUGGCGGCGUGACGAGAGAAUGGUUCCAGGUUCUCGCUCGCGGCAUGUUCAACCCGGACUACGCGCUUUUCAUUCCCGUUGCCGCCGACAGAACCACGUUCCACCCCAACCGCUUGAGUGCGAUUAACCCUGAGCACCUCAUGUUCUUCAAGUUCAUCGGGCGGAUCAUCGGCAAGGCUCUAUACGAGGGACGUGUACUUGACUGCCAUUUCAGCCGAGCAGUCUAUAAGUGCAUCCUCGGCCGCAACGUGUCAAUCAAGGACAUGGAGACCCUUGAUUUAGACUAUUACAAAUCUCUUCUUUGGAUGUUAGAAAAUGAUAUUACGGACAUCAUUACCGAGACAUUCGCCUUGGAGACGGAUGCCUUUGGUGAGAAACAGGUUAUUGACCUCAUUGAGAACGGACACAAUAUACCUGUGACACAGGAGAACAAGGAGGAGUAUGUGCAAAAGGUUGUCGACUACCGACUGGUUGUGUCCGUUCAAGAACAGCUGGACAAUUUCCUCAAAGGCUUCCAUGAAAUCAUUCCCCCGGAGUUGAUCUCCAUUUUCAAUGAACAAGAAUUGGAGCUAUUGAUUUCUGGACUUCCCGAGGUUGAGGUUGAUGAUUGGAAGGCACACACUGAGUACCACAACUACUCGGCCUCGUCACCGCAGAUUCAAUGGUUCUGGCGAGCCGUACGCUCGUUCGACAAGGAAGAACGGGCGAAGUUGCUACAGUUCGUUACUGGUACUAGCAAAGUGCCCCUCAAUGGCUUCAAGGAGUUGGAGGGAAUGAACGGUGUGAGCCGAUUCAACAUCCAUCGCGACUAUGGAAACAAAGAUCGCUUGCCAAGCUCGCAUACAUGCUUCAACCAACUUGAUCUUCCGGAGUACGAUAGCUACGAGACCUUGCGGCAGCGACUACACACCGCAAUCACUACUGGUAGUGAAUAUUUCGGGUUCGCAUAG
Messenger RNA from Aspergillus versicolor CBS 583.65, 12111 nucleotides. It is a transcript of the gene tom1, whose product is annotated as E3 ubiquitin-protein ligase TOM1. Gene Ontology annotation, biological process: protein polyubiquitination; positive regulation of protein catabolic process; proteasome-mediated ubiquitin-dependent protein catabolic process. Bases 1 to 12111 code for a protein of 4036 amino acids. NCBI's taxonomy places the organism in Eukaryota, Fungi, Ascomycota, Eurotiomycetes, Eurotiales, Aspergillaceae. The record is from RefSeq and is a predicted model, not a curated record. Gene Ontology annotation, molecular function: ubiquitin-protein transferase activity. The transcript has 5 exons.